Echinops telfairi (small Madagascar hedgehog) is the source of this 2233-nucleotide messenger RNA. RefSeq names its product RAB3A interacting protein like 1 (gene RAB3IL1). Gene Ontology annotation, cellular component: Golgi to plasma membrane transport vesicle. The record is from RefSeq and is a predicted model, not a curated record. The transcript is spliced from 11 exons. NCBI's taxonomy places the organism in Eukaryota, Metazoa, Chordata, Mammalia, Afrosoricida, Tenrecidae. Gene Ontology annotation, molecular function: guanyl-nucleotide exchange factor activity. Bases 36 to 1583 code for a protein of 515 amino acids. Gene Ontology annotation, biological process: exocytosis.
GUCUCUAGAGGGAGACCCUUGGCCUGGCUAAAGACAUGGGCAGCCCACAGGAACCUGCCAGAUGUCCCGCCCGAGGGGCGUGCCCUGUGUUCCUGGCCAUGAGCUCAGGGACUGUCCGUUAUGCCCCAUCAGGCCUGAGUCCUGACCUUGAGGGGAGCUUGGGAGAGGAGGCCUGGGACACAGACAGCCAGCCCUCGCCGGACGAGGGCCGCCCACCGCCCCUCGGGGCUGUCCCGGGCGCCUGGAAGAGCCUCAAAGGCCGCCGGGAGUCCCCGGGAACCCCGGCGGAGACCUCAGCCGGAGAGGAGGGCCCUGCCGCCGCCCAGCUGGACGUGGCGCGCCUGCGCAGCUCGUCAGUGGAGAUCCGCGAGAAGGGCUCGGAGUUCUUGAAGGAGGAGCUGCGCCGCGCACAGAAGGAGCUGAAGUUGAAGGACGAGGAGUGUGAGCGGCUUUCCAAGGUGCGCGAGCAGCUGGAACAGGAGCUGGAGGAGCUCACGGCCAGCCUGUUCGAGGAAGCCCACAAGAUGGUGCGAGAAGCCAACAUGCAGCAGGCAGCGUCUGAGAAGCAGCUGAAGGAGGCGAGGGGCAAGAUGGACAUGUUGCAGGCAGAGGUGACAGCCUUGAAGACCCUCGUCAUCACGUCCACCCCUGCCUCCCCCAACCGCGAGCUCCACCCCCAGCUGCUGAGCCCCACCAAGGGCAGCCCCCGAAAAGGCCACGCCCGCCACAAAAGUACCAGCAGCACCCUGUGCCCAGCCGUGUGCCCUGCCGCAGGACAUACCCUCACCCCGGACAGGGAGGGCAAGGAGCCCAUGCUGCCCCCCCUCCUGUCCCUGCUCCUCUGCAUUGUCCCCAGCAGGGCAAUCCAUCUCACCUACGAGCCUGCCUGGCAGCUCCCGCCUGGGGAGCCGCCUGCCACCCCUACCUCUGCUCCCUCUCUCUCUCUGUCCCGCCAGGUGGACACGAUCCUCUUUGCCGAGUUCCAGGCAUGGAGGGAGUCCCCCAGCCUGGACAGGACCAGCCCCUUCAUGGACAGGGUGUACCGGGAGGAUGUGGGGCCCUGCCUGGACUUCACCACUCAGGAGCUCUCGGCACUGGUGCGGGCAGCCGUGGAGGACAACACACUCACUAUUGAGCCCGUGGCCUCACAGACGCUGCCCAUGGUGAAGUUGGCCGAAGCCCAGAGUGGCAGCACCAACACGUGUGCCCUAAGCGGGCUGGCCCGCGCCUGCCGCCACCGCAUCCGGCUGGGUGACUCCAAGAGUCACUACUACAUCUCGCCGUCCUCCCGGGCCAGGAUCACGGCUGUGUGCAACUUCUUCACCUACAUCCGUUACAUCCAGCAAGGCCUGGUGCGGCAGGACGGAGGCCUGAGGCAAGGCCCAGCCUGCCGGGGCUGCCGGGCCGGAGCGGACACCAGCCUGGGGACAGAUGGACAGAAAGGAGGACAGGGUCAUGGAGCCAGCCUGGAGCCAGAAGCCACACAUCUGCCCCAGGACAGACAAACAGCCGGCUUGGGGAGGCUUCUCUCGUCUCCCUGGACUCCACCGCUCACCAGAGACUUUGAGAGAAACCAAAGAUAGGGAUGUGAGGGGCUGUGCCCAGGGGUCUCAGCCUUGGGAGGGGCUCCUGGAGUAGCCAACACCCUCCCUCCCAACACACACACCUGGAGCCUUGUAGCCUUCCUGACCUCCCAAAUGGGGGCUGCAGGGGGUGGUCUGGACCCUAACUCCCAAAUACUGAGCCACCAGCAUCCUCCUGUGGCCACCCCUUACCGGACUCCCAGGUGGUCUCCGUGGUGGGCUGAGUGCCCCAAAUUGGCCCUGAACCCUUUCCCAGCAUCCCCUGCUGUCCCAAGUGCCCAUGGAACAGCAGGGCUGGGCAGGGCCAGCAGGACCUCCAUGCCCUCUCCACUCCCACCUGGCAUGGUUCAGAACUGCCCCAGGGGGUCUUCAGGAGGAUCCAAACCCCUCUUCCUGCACACUCCCUGUCUCCGCCCUGGGCUUCCUGGAGGCGCUGGGACACCCUGCCUCGGGCGCCCACACCCAGCAGUGAGUGGCCACGCCGACAAAGGGGCCGAGCCCACUGGGCCUUGGAGGGGGCACCUCACCCACUUUGCCCAUGCAGCGUGCAGCCUGCUUGGCCCAGGGCACAUCCCUCAGCAUGUGCGGAUUUUCUUCUGAGUGGAAUGUAACGCGAUCUCUAUUUAAUAAAGGACGGCUUUGUUGGUCGA